This is a messenger RNA of Drosophila pseudoobscura, 3135 nucleotides long. It is a transcript of the gene Prestin, whose product is annotated as solute carrier family 26 member prestin. Gene Ontology annotation, cellular component: plasma membrane. The record is from RefSeq and is a predicted model, not a curated record. NCBI's taxonomy places the organism in Eukaryota, Metazoa, Arthropoda, Insecta, Diptera, Drosophilidae. The coding region runs from base 541 to 2751 and encodes 736 amino acids. Gene Ontology annotation, biological process: transmembrane transport. The transcript is spliced from 6 exons. Gene Ontology annotation, molecular function: bicarbonate transmembrane transporter activity; chloride transmembrane transporter activity; sulfate transmembrane transporter activity.
AGUGGCAACAAGUUGAAGGUGACAACAAUCGACCACGCGAAUACCCAGCAACUAAAAAAAAAUAAAAUAAACAUACAUACAACCACAAAGGCAGCGUAUUUGGCAAAUGCAUCGAAUGCCAAACCAACCAAAAUUUCAUUUACGAGUUGUUUCCGUAAGAAACCCAAAAAUCAUAUAAAAGCAACGGGCAGAGAGGCCUGGAAGCGUUUAAAAGACUUGCACGAUCGCCAGCAAAGACGACGUCGACCCCCACCAAACCACGAGGAUAGUCCCAGCCAAUAUACGAGCAUCAACAGCGAAGACAUUGGCACAUUGUUGCUACCCAUAUCUAAGAGGAGAAUCCCACCAACUGGAGCCGACUCGGAGGACCCAGAAGACUCAGAGGAAGAGACCCACUGUGACGCCGUAUUCCACCUGAGACAGUCGCAAUUUCAGCGAGAUCUACGCAUCCAUCCCUACACAGACACCAAUGUGGCACGUGGCGGCGGCGGUGGCAAACAGAGAGACGUCCAAGAAGUAGCAGAAGAUACAGCAGCCAUCAUGCCGACUGAUACAGAGAGCCAAGAAACCAAGCCCCUGAACAACAACAACACAAAUGGAAACGGAAGUGGAAAUGGAAGCGGAAACGGAGGUAGCGGUGGCAGCGGCAGCGGCAGCGGCAAUGGCAAUGGGAGCACACAAAGUAAACCAAAAAUCCAGCCAAAGUACAGCAUCCAUCGGGAUGUGCUCACCCACGAGGUGGUCAUCAAGGAGACGGGCUAUGCGGCCCGCGACAAGAGCAUACCCUCGUCGCUGCGCAGCUGCUGGCAGAGCUGGAGCUUCUUUGCGCUCUUCACGGGCGUGAUACCCAUCCUGCAGUGGCUGCCCAAGUACUCGCCACGGCGGGACCUGGCCGGCGACGUCAUCGCCGGCUUCACGGUGGCUAUUAUGAACAUCCCGCAUGGCAUGGCCUACGGCAUCCUGGCCGGAGUAUCAGCCGGCAAUGGCCUGUAUAUGGCCGUGUUUCCGGUGCUGGUCUAUCUGCUGCUGGGCACGUCCAAGCACAUAUCGAUUGGCACCUUUGCGGUGGCCAGCAUGAUGACCCUCAAGGUCGUGCAGACAUACGCCACUGUCGACUCCACUCAUCCGGUUGCGGCCAAUCUAACUGCGACAGCGGACACCCUGCUGCUGGCCAACGGCACGGCGGCGAGUCUCACGCCGCCGGCGGAUGUGAUCACGAACCUGGAGGUGGUCACAUCCCUGGCCCUGGCCGUGGGUAUUGUAAAUCUGCUGAUGGCCUUCCUAAGACUGGGCACCCUGGCCUCCCUGCUGAGCGAUCCGCUGGUGAAUGGCUUCACGACGGCAGCCGCCUGUCAUGUGGUCACGGCGCAGCUGAAGGAUGUGUUGGGCAUCGAGGUGGAUCGGUACAAGGGCGCCUUCAAGAUCGUGUACACGCUGAUCGACGUGAUCAAGAGCGUGCCGCAGACGAACCUGGUGAACUUUGGCUUCUGCGUGGCCGUGAUCAUCUUCAUGGCGGUCUGCAACGAGAUCCUGAAGCCGUUCCUGAGCAAGCGCUGUCGUCUGCCGCUGCCCGCCGAGCUGAUAGCCGUGAUCGGCGGCACCCUGAUCUCCAAGUGCUUCGAUCUGCAGCCGCAGUUCAAUGUGCAGCUGGUGGGAGUGAUACCCAGCGGCUUGCCGGAGCCCGUUCUGCCCCGGCUCGACCUGGUGCCGAAGGUGGCCCUCGACUCGAUUGCCAUUGCCGUCGUCACCUACUCGAUCAUCAUGUCCAUGGGCCUCACAUUCGCCCGGAAGCACGGCUACGAGGUGCGGGCCAACCAGGAGCUCUUCGCCAUGGGCAUUGGCAACAUUGUGGGCGGCUGCUUCUCCUGCAUACCCAUGGCCUGUUCGCUCUCGCGAUCGGUCAUCCAGGACCAGACGGGCGGCGUCUCGCAGAUAGCUUCCCUGAUAUCCGCCUCCCUGGUGGUGGUCACCCUCAUGUGGAUCGGGCCCUUCUUCAGCGAUCUGCCAAGGUGCGUUCUGGCUGGUGUCAUCAUCGUGGCCCUGAAGCCGAUGUUUAUGCAGGCCAGGGAGCUGAAGAAGUUCUCCAAGCAGGGCAAGCUGGAGAUGUUCACCUGGAUAUCCACCUUCCUCUGCGUGGUGCUCAUCGACAUAGACAUUGGCCUGCUGAUCGGCAUCUGCAUCUCCCUGCUGGCGCUGUACAUCAAGGGCCUGAAGCCGUACUCCUGUCUGCUGGGCUACAUGCCCGAGGCGCCCGGUAUCUACAUGGACCUCAACCAGCACCGCAACGCCAUGCAGGUACCUGAGACGCGGAUCUACCGCUACAGCGGAUCCCUCAACUUUGCCACCAGUCUGUUCUUCCGUCGGUCGCUGUACGAGGCGGUCGGCCUGGACAAGAUGCCGCUCAGCAGCCCGAGUCCCAGCAAGGGGGGAGGCAGCAAGGCCAGCUACUCGCCGGUGUCGCAAAACGGGGGCAAGGCCAACAAUGGCCAGCUCGUGGAGGCCUCGAGCAUGUUCAAGAUCCUCAUUCUGGACUUCUCCAUGCUGGGCCACAUAGACGUGGCCGGCUGCCGCACGCUCAGCGACCUGAGCAAGGAGUUGAAGGUGCGCGGUGCUCGUCUCCUGCUCGCCAGCCCCGUGGAUCGGGUAUACGACACUCUGGUGCACAGCAUGGCCCUCAGCGAGGGCCCCUUCGAGAUUUUUCCCACCCUGCACGAUUGCGUCGAGUAUGCCAAUUCCUGUCGAACUGCGUGAGGGGGGUGAGCAGAGCGGGGAGCAGCACGCGUUUUGUGAUAUGUCCAAGUGAUAGCUUGUGAAUCGUAGCACCAAAACCCUUUCCUAGCCGCUAAGUAAUAUUUUAAAACUGAAUGCAAACUAAAGUUGCCGUCUACAAUCAACCGGAUUAGUCGUAAGUUCGCGUAAGUGCCUCCUCAAAGAGUUUACAACAACAUCAACAACAAUUAACCCAAACGCCGGAUACAAUAACAGAUUUUGUACUUAAAGUCAGGGCAACCGAAGACACGAUCAAUUUAUUUAUUGAUUUUGCAAUGCAAUUUGUACCAAAAUAAACACACAACUAGAUCGUAAGGAUAUGUAAAUUGUACAUAAAAUAUGAGAACUGAGAAUUGUUAUCAUUUA